Molecule: messenger RNA, 1162 nt
Organism: Rhizophagus irregularis DAOM 181602=DAOM 197198
Lineage: Eukaryota; Fungi; Glomeromycota; Glomeromycetes; Glomerales; Glomeraceae
Biological process (GO): heme biosynthetic process
Cellular component (GO): cytosol
Molecular function (GO): uroporphyrinogen decarboxylase activity
Source: RefSeq, a predicted model, not a curated record
CGAAAUUUUGUCGAAAAUGACAGAAUUUCCACCAUUGAAAAAUGAUUUAAUUCUUCGUGCGGCUCGUGGAGAAAAAACAGAACGAGCUCCAGUAUGGAUUAUGAGACAAGCAGGAAGAUAUUUACCAGAAUUUCGGAAAGAAAGAGAAAAGCAUGAUUUUUUUACAAUUUGUCGUACACCAGAAUUAGCAACAUUAGUUACUUUACAACCAAUAAAUAGGUAUGAUGGAUUAUUUGAUGCAGCAAUAAUUUUUUCAGAUAUAUUAGUUAUACCACAAGCAUUAGGAUUAGUGGUAGAAAUGAUACCAGGAAAAGGACCACAUUUUCCUUCACCACUUGAAUUACCAGAAGAUAUUGAUAAAUUAAAUAAAAAUGUAGAUGUAUAUAAAGAAUUAGGAUAUGUAUUUGAAGCUAUUACAAUGACUAGAAAAGCAUUGGAAGGAAGGGUUCCUUUAUUAGGAUUUAUUGGAGCACCAUGGACCUUAAUGGCUUACAUGAUUGAAGGGGGAGGAAGUAAUACUUUAUCAAAAGCCAAAACCUGGUUAUUUAAGUAUCCUGAAGAGAGUAAAAAAUUAUUACAGAUUAUUACUGAUGUUGCAGUGAAUUUUCUUAUAGGACAAAUUAAAGCUGGAGCUCAGAUGGUUCAAGUAUUUGAAUCUUGGGGAGGAGAAUUGUCACCACACGAUUUUAAAUUAUUUUCAUUACCUUACAUCAAAGAAAUUGCUAAUAGAGUUAAAAAUCAACUCAAAAAUGAUGCUGUACCAAUGACAAUAUUUUGUAAAGGUUCAUGGUAUGCAUUAGAAUCAUUAUCAGAAAUUGGAUAUGAUACAAUUUCAUUAGAUUGGACUAUUGAUCCAAUAUAUGCUAAAAGUAUUACCAAAGGUAGAGUAACUUUACAAGGAAAUAUGGAUCCUAAUGUUUUAUAUGGAAGAGAUGAAAACAUUCGUUCUACCGUUAAAACAAUGUUGGAAGCUUUUGGUACAAAUGAAAGAUAUAUUGUUAAUCUUGGGCAUGGAAUUUUACCAACAGUUGAUCCUGAAGCUGUAAGAGUUUUCUUAGAAACUGUUCAUAGUGUCGGGUUAGAAUUGAAUAAAAAAAAUUGAUAAUCAAGUAAUAUAAAUAUUUAAUCUCAUAAUAAAAAAAUGAUAUUUAUUUAUUUUUAA